Messenger RNA from Ceraceosorus bombacis, 4335 nucleotides. The record is from the annotation of a GenBank genome assembly. Lineage: Eukaryota; Fungi; Basidiomycota; Exobasidiomycetes; Ceraceosorales; Ceraceosoraceae.
AUGCUUCCGAUGCUUGCUGAGCCUGGAUCACCCUCCCGGCGGGACGCGCGAGAAGUACCCUCUGGAGUCGUCGAGGCGGCAAGCCUAGAUUCUGAUCAAGUCACAAAAGCGCUCGCCAGCACAGAUGCAGAAGGGGAGGAUCACGCACAAGAACGUAUACUACUACCCUUGCAGAACGCAGCGCUCCAUGUCAGCCGUGCCCUCUUCCUGGAGAAGCCCAUAACACCUACUCCAUCGAUUCCAGCAGAGCCGAGGGCAAACAGAACCCCGCACAUCUCUGCGUCAACGUCCCAGCCAUCCGUUCUCAGUGCACCCUUUCGUCUGGAUGUGCUAGAUAAUCUCCUGCUGGCUACGAAGCAGCGUGAUGUGGCCAGCGGUAGCAAUAAUGAGCAAUUUGCGCAGACGGCCGCGUGUUCAUUAGCCUCACUUGGCCGCAAGAGUGAAGCGUCGUCGUGCUCACGCGAUGCAGGCUACACGGACCUCGCAACCUCUCCACGCCAAGCCAACGAAGCGCAUCACCUAGCAGCGUUGGGCUCCAUACUGGAUCGCACAUCCAGCUUGAAUCAAGGUGAGUGGUCGAUAAUCUCGCCAGCGGCCUGAGGAGCGGUCGCUUGAGCCCAGAAAGUGCAAAGCAAGCAAGCUCUUGCAAGAGCGCGCAACGGCUGGCCGACACGCCGGGUGCUACGAUGGGUAGAAGAAACCGGAUGCGGGGCGAAAAGAGUUGCUGCUAUGCUCUCAAAACUUGACAGCGGCGAAGAGCAUCAUACACGGGUGGCAAGCGAAGGAGUUGCAGCGAGUCACGCCUCAGCGUAGGAGUCGCAGAUGGAGUGCGUCCGCGGUCAGCUUCAUUCAGAAAGCUGUGCGCUAUGUAUCGUAUAGAUUGAUGGACCGAGGCGCAUUCAUUAAAGCGUCUCGCGAAGCUCAAUGUCGCAGGUACAAUUUGGCACUGAGAUGCCUUGAGUACAUGCAGGGCUCUCGUUCCGUGAUUGCCAGCUGAAGGAGACAUACACCGGCGAAGGCCCAAAGCUCUUGCCUGUCGUAUUUUCGCAGCCUCGAGGGGCACCAACGCGCCACUUCACGCGUGCUAGCUGAAGGGCACCUCACCUUCCCGCUGAGCUUUUACAACUCUGGCCCACUUCUCACGACAAACACCACCCUGGAUUUUUGAAUCGUUGAGGGACGAGGACUGCUUCAUCUAAUCGAGUUGUUGCUGCCAUCUAACGUCCGCUCUUCCCCCUUCCUGACUUCCUGUCCAAACAAGCGACCUGGUCGACGUCUCACGUCCUCGAAUCUACACCAACCCUUUCCACAACUCAGAGCUUCCUCUGGACCUCAAAACCUCUGCCCCUUGGACCAGCUAUAUUAGACGGAGCUCGGAGCACAGUCGAUCAUCAGGCUGCUCCUUCGGUUGCCAAACCUCUUGCUGCUUUGGGCAGCCCACCUUGCGCUGGACAUAUUCAUCACAGUGUUUCGCAGACAGACCACCAGCUUUCCGAGCUGCAACAGUACAGGAGCGUCCCACCUUGCACAUCUUCCGGUCCGAGUGUCCCGCAAAUUGGAAAUCGUGAACAAAGCGCAACACGCAGCCUCCGGACCGACUCUUGCACAACGUUGCAAAGUAUGCUUCCACCAAAGGUGCGCACAGCGUUUGUGGUAGAUGCACAUGCUCGUCAUUGACACGUUACUUGGCCAACACACAGCCUGUCACCGCUGUCGAAGCGCUCGCUCGACUGCCUGAGCAUCCAUGUCGCAACGCGAGUGGUGACGGCUAUCCUGGUCCGCAUUCUGGUCCUGCUUCAUUGGGCACCUCAAUGACGAACCAGGGCGUUCGCCAGGCUCGCAUCGAAAUCAAACCACCUAUCGCGGACCAUCGAGCACAGCCAAAUGGUAAUGAUGAGCACCAGACUUCGCAUUCGAGCGAAGAUGAGACCCAUGAGCUGCACUCGAUCGAGAAGCGCAAAUGCCAGCAGCCUGCUCCGACUUCCGAAGACGAUUCGGGGGCUGAAUCAGGCAAGGCUGCUCCUUCGAUCCGAAUCAGCUCGGUAGCCCCUCGUUCCUUCUUUCCUGUUGCUGAUGAGGCUGCCGGUGUGACGGCAGAUGAUGCAACAAAUCCUGAUGGCCCGUCUGAGACGCAGAUCAAUUCCAGGACUCAUCUUCCGGCAACGCAACCACCGCUGCCAGCAUUCGACAUGCGCGCACUUCCGUUCUCAAGCUCUGAUCAUGCGCCGUCCUAUGCCGGCUCGCUAUCCCAUCAGCCGGGAUUCAGGAGUCUUCAAGCACCACGUGAGUCCAAAGCGCACUGUGCGUUGAUCAUCGUAUUGCUGAUAUUGGAAAGUUGCUGCCAACAGAAUGGCUUUGUGGAUCGAUGCAGUGCUGUAAGUGUAACUUGCGUCAUGUCGCCAUAUCGUAAGAACCGAUGUUGGCGCUGACUUCGCUCUCGGGGAAACUGUACAGCUGUUCGUAAUGAUAAUGUGAGUGAACUACAGAUGCAGGAAAGUACGCUUCGAACCAGCAUCAUGUUGACGCUUUGACCUUCUCCGUCCCAGCGCAAUCACCAUUGCUUCGGCUGCGGCGCACCGAAGCCUAUAGUACCCUCACAAGUAGCGCCUUCACGCGGCAGUAUUCAUACUAUUCCACCAAUGUCGCUUGGGGUCCCUCCAAUGCAGACGUACCAUGCUUCCUCAAAUCUCUCGGGCCAGCUUCAGGCCCGACCUGCAGUCUCCCUGCCAACGCGCAGUUUCAGCGAUAACUACGGAAUGCCGACGCAGUCGAACGUUCAAGCAGGUCACGCUCCAAGCCCAUGGACGACACCUUUGGUCAACAUGCCUGGUCAGAUGCCUCCGGGUCACCACGCCUUCAACGCUUCAACUUCGGUUGCUCCCGCUCUGAAUCGUCAGCUGCCUCCCGUAGCUGGUGGUGGGUUACGUCUGGGAGAGCUAUUGCCAAGCAAUCCUUACGCUGGUUCAGCUGGCCCACCUCUCACGCGCUCGCAUCCCUCCGAUGAUGGUCCUUCUCACCUGGCUUGGGCUCAAAGCAAUCCGUCUACGUCUUUCGCAACUGCAGCUCGCCUUGCAAGCAUGGGCGUCAGAGUGAGUGUUGGCACCUGGAUUCUUUGGUAGAUGCCCAUCUUUACACCGAGCCGUACUCCUUCUCAGGUCGGCCCAGGUGUAAAUCCUCAUGUGCGACAAGAUGAUCAGGGUCAGAACGGUACUUCAUCGCAGCCACCCAUCGUCAAUACCGGCAACUUGGGACCCAUGUGAGUGAUGCGAUCCCAAUUCCACUGUCAAGUUGCGCACUCACAUCAAGCAUUUGAGCCUAUAGGUGCGUGCAACCCGGAGAUUGGGUCUGCUCGACAUGCGCUUUCGUGGUGAGUCUACGUUGAAGAUGAAGCUAGAGCCGCAUCGAAGUUCACUCGCUCACAUCUGAUUGACGUGUGCACACCAGAAUUGGCGUCGUCGCCGUGUCUGCAUGCGCUGCUUUCCCUUUGCAGCCGGAAACGAGGUCUCCGCUUCUCUCGCCAACGGUGCUAUCAUCGCGGCGCAGCUGGCUGCUGGCAUUGAGCCAAGUCCAGACACAAUCGCUUCGCUCGCUGCGAAUUGCCGUCCACAAACGCAACCAAAGACUUCAAAUUCACGCCCCGAGUCUCUUGUCAGCGGAGCCCUCGCCUUGCCAAGCACUCUGGCAAGCACGCCAGUCUCCAGCAAUCCGAAGCUGGCUCCCUUCGCCGCGCUGGACGCUUCAUUGCCGCAAGCUCCACGCACAGCGGCAUCGCCACAAUCGUUGACCGAUGCCAUGCAAGGUCUGAAAAUCACUCCCAGCCCGGCUAGUGGGACCAUUUCGAUGCCUAAUACUGCAACAGCUCCAUCGUUCGGAUUUUCUCUCAGCCCAAAUCCGCCCCUAACGCCAUCGGUGAUUACAUCCUCUGGCAGUCCGGCAGAUCGCUCGAAUACUUGGAGCCCGCUGCCAGCUCGCCAAGGCUCGAGUCAGUCCAUCAGUAUCAAUGACGUCGGGCUUGAUGCAGCGAGCAGCGAAAUGGAUCCGCCGGAUAGCUGCCCUUACGUACCGGAUCCCAAAUGGCGCUGCCGCAACAUCGAUCCAAUCGGCACUCGUCCUGGAGGCUCCUACAAGCCUCGAGAGGCUGCUUACGACGCUGGCGGUCAUACGAGCGUCGAUGCAGAGGAAGCUUCGCCGAACGACAGCUUUGCUUCCUCUCGCACCCGAGCUUCUGUCCGACCCUUCGACUAUGAAAGCGGCAUCGAUGCACUGUCUUUUUCUCCGGCACCAGCUCCUCCGCAAAAUGGCGACAAGCUGCGCGCAGCCGUGGGUGCCAAGUGA